AUGACUGCACGAAGAAACACUAACCCUUCAUCAAGUUGGAUCAAUCCGAUCAAGGGCAGAGCUAGAAGGAAGUCCAUAGACUUUGAACUUCGAUCACCACCACCGCACUCGGCUCAAUACGAGAUGAAUGAUGGAGGGAACGUUCAGGUCCAGUACUACGACAAGCAGAAGCGGGAACAAAAGCAGCAACAAUCGAUGAAUGGCGGCGACGAUGUUGGAAAUGAGUAUGAUGAAGAAGAGGGCGAAGAAUUCGAGGAUGAAGAUCAAUCUGGAAACGUAGAUGUUCAUGGAGGAGAAGCUGAUGGAUGUGAAAGCAAGGGUGACAACGAAUACUGGAAUGCCAAAGAUCUUUUGAUUAAAUUUGGUGAAGAAAUGAGUCUUCCAGUCAAAAAAGUUGAUGCUGAAAAAAAAGAGUGUAUUGUUCAUAAGACUGCUAUCAUUGGGUUUAAUGAGAGCAUUAUAUUAUGGGGGAGACAAGGAGGAGGAAGAUUCAGAGGGAAGGAGAGCCUUGCAUUUCGCAUGUGGAUUUGGGGAAUUCUCCUUGAGGUUGGAGCCAAAGUUGUUGCUUUAGAUAAUAAUAACGACACCCCCUUGCGCUAUGUUGCUGCUUAUGGAGAGAAAGAAUGCGUUGCCCUUUUGCUUGAUUAUGGUGCUGACAUUACACUACAAGACAAGGACAGUGACAUGCCUAUUGAUGGUGCGAAACUGCAGAAUUGA
Messenger RNA from Lactuca sativa (garden lettuce), 717 nucleotides. NCBI's taxonomy places the organism in Eukaryota, Viridiplantae, Streptophyta, Magnoliopsida, Asterales, Asteraceae. The record is from RefSeq and is a predicted model, not a curated record.